Molecule: messenger RNA, 1403 nt
Organism: Nicotiana tabacum (common tobacco)
Lineage: Eukaryota; Viridiplantae; Streptophyta; Magnoliopsida; Solanales; Solanaceae
Source: RefSeq, a predicted model, not a curated record
CCUGCAGAACACGUGCGAGCAAUGUUUCGCAACCCUUUGUGGCAGGUUAAGUCUGUACUGGAUAUGAGACAUGCAGGACAUUAUAAGUCACAUGUUGUUGCUGGUAGGUCUAUAACUUAUGUGUAGAGCAAGCUUAUGAUGCCUCACAUUUUCAUGGCCGUGUGGAGAGGUAUCCGAUGGAUGACAAUCAUGUCCCUCCUCUCCAAAUGAUCAAAGAAUUCUGUGAAGAUGUGUACUCAUGGCUUUCAAAUGACCCUAAGAAUAUUGCUGUUAUACACUGCAUGGCAGGUAAAGGCCGAACUGGUUUAAUGGUUUGUUCGUACCUAGUUUACACUGGCAUGUCAGCUGAGGAGGCUCUUCGGUUGUAUGCUGAGAAACGAACAACUAACAAUGAAGAAGUAUCGAUUCCAAGCCAACGUAGGUAUGUCAGAUAUUGGGAGCACAUACUUUCCUUCUCAAAGGGUGUUCCUCGUGGUCCUCCUCCAACUGUCAAAUUGCCUAAGUCAUGUAAGAGAGAGCUGCGUCGCAUUAGAUUAUAUGACACUAUAAACGUUGAAUCCAUCUUCUUCGUGGUAUCCGAGUUGCAAAGAGUUCCAGGAGAGAAGUAUUGUCCACCUGCAGAAGUCUCAAAAAGUUGCUGCAGACGAAUUAAGAAUGGUAUUCAGCGAACUUAUAGUCCUCGAUAUUUUUAUUCCUUUGUUGAGGAAAAUGAAGAUGAGAUGAAACAAGAAAAGAAGGAACCUCGUUUGGUUGUCCAAAUGGACACUGAAAGUUCAAUGCUCUAUCAGAAAACCUGUCUGGAUCAUUUUUAUGACAAACCAGUGCAAGUCUGUGGAGAUGUACGUAUCAUAUUCUACGAAAAGCUCAUAGGAGGACGUCUCUUUUAUGCUUGCUUCAAUACUGCUUUUAUUAGGAAUGAUCUACUGCAGUUUUCGUUACGAGAGCUAGAUAAAGUUGGAAAAAAGGGUAGGUCCAUGACUGGUUCUUCAUUCUGCUUGGAGUUGUUCUUUGGUCCAGCAAAUGGAAAUUGUUUGCCAACACCUCCUUUACUUGAAGAUAAUCUUAGUGAUUAUUAAACUACUCCAUAUAUUAUCAAAACCCCUUAAAUAUAGUACAAUUUAUAGUGUUGUACAUUUUACAUUUCAAUUGUCUUGCCAUCUAUUUUUCAGGGGAUGGAAGACUAGGAAGAUUUCAAUAGUUUUGUUAAGUAGAACUUGAGGGAGUAGUUAUAAGAACAAAUGUUUCAUCUUAAAACUUGCAUGCCUAUCCUAGAGUCUAAUGGAAACAAAAUUCUCAGAAUUUGAAAAGGAUCUAGGUUUUUUGGUUGCAUUUAGUAUUAGACUUUGAGGGCUAAAUUGUAUUCUCUGUUUAGUCCUUACAAUAAACUUCAACAUUAUAGUUUA